Molecule: messenger RNA, 13165 nt
Organism: Vespula vulgaris
Lineage: Eukaryota; Metazoa; Arthropoda; Insecta; Hymenoptera; Vespidae
Product: F-box only protein 33
Exons: 7
Coding region: 155-1900 (581 amino acids)
Biological process (GO): SCF-dependent proteasomal ubiquitin-dependent protein catabolic process; positive regulation of protein ubiquitination
Cellular component (GO): SCF ubiquitin ligase complex
Molecular function (GO): protein binding
Source: RefSeq, a predicted model, not a curated record
UCGGCUUAAGAAAUUUUCACGUUACUGCGUGCCCAAAAAUGUGUCAUUUCACUAAUCAUACGAAAAAGAAAAAAAAAAAGAAAAUCCGAAGGGCUCGCUGAAAGUGGCAUAUUUCAGUUGACGUGUGCGUAGAACGUGUGCGCCGACCAAUCGGAUGCAAGAUUUUCGCGAAGAAUCGUCGGGAGGAGUACACACGAUUCAACACAACUGUAGGUACGGCGGUGCGGUUGGGAGUUACAAGUUGAACGCAAUACCUCGCUCGUAUUUUGGUUUGGGUAUUGGUUUUUCAUACGGCCGUAGAACCGUAGAACAGAGGCAUUUAGCCGAAUUAAUUGAGACAACGGUGGCCAGCGAGUGGCUAAAAAUGCUACACGCCGGAAAUGGAGGUGAAAUUCGGCUGGAUAUGUUAAAACACCGCGAAGAAAGUGACACAGUAGAAGAGGCAACGUCAAGAAAGUGCGAGGGGCAGCUGUCUUCGAUGAAGGCAAACAGCUGUUCGUCUUGCAUACUUCCUAAUCGUACCAUUGAAAUGGAACAAGAAGAUAACAACUCGUGCUGGAACAAUCUGCCCAGCGUUAUUUUGCAAGAAAUAUUUUCGUAUUUGCCACAUGAGAACAGGAUAAAAGCCUCUCAGGUUUGUAAAAAUUGGAGAUAUGCGUUAUUCCAUCCCAGUUUUUGGAGAAAAAUUACUUUUGUUCUGAAAGACGAGGAUAGUAUUUCAUGGGCUAGGUUUCUGGCAGAUUGUUUUGGACUUAGUGUACACGAAGCAACCAUAAGAUGUGACAUAGCGUGUCAUAUUGUAGAAACUUCUCAUCUUCUGAAAAAAUUAAGUUGUAAUAGGCAGUUACGAAAAUUGUUCUUGGAAUAUAGCAGUAGCAUAUUUGAAUGUCCUAAUUGGUACAUGGAAAGCGAGACUGACAGUCCAACGAACAGUACCUCUCUAAUGAAAUCCAUUGUGAAAAUUAUUGAAACAUCUAACUGUUUGGAAGCUCUGAGUUUAGGAUACAUAGAAGAGUUAGCAACUAAUGCCAAUAUAAUUUUGGAACCAUUACUUCUACAUCAUGCUAAACAUCUAACACACCUCAGUCUAGCAUCCGUCAAGGAUGACCCAGACCAUUAUGACUUUAUAGAAUUGGAAGAAUAUAUUUUUAAAUCAUUUAUCAGACUGACUGUUUUGACAGUAGAUUAUGACGUUGUUAAUGAUGCCUUACUCAGAGCUUUGGACAGUGGCACCAUGGAAACGAUAGUAAUACAUGUACAUGGUUGGCAUAACGAUUACUUAGGAACAUCAAACGCAGCUUGGGAGUAUUUCGUUCAAAAGAAUCCAAAAUGUGAACUACGACUAAAUCUCAUACAUUCUUACAUUGGUGUAAAAGUAUUAGAUACGGAAAUUCUUCGCCCUUCCAUGCCUCUAACGCACUUAAAAGUAUUGUUCUGUGAAAAAUUUAAUACAGAGGUACUACAUCGAUUAUCAAAUUGGUAUCCUCACACAUUAAAAUCACUCAUAUGGAUAGAUUCUAUGGAUACUACGGUAAAUACUCCAGCUACAGACGAUCCUAAUGAGCCGGAUAGCCCAGAUCCCCUAGUAUUCGUGGCUUGGAAGUGUACUAAACUCGUGGAAAUGGUGUUUAUAGGACACAAAUAUUACAAAGAAAAUUUAUUAGCUAUCGCACGUCUCAGAGGAAGUACACUCAAACUUCUUGUAUUUGCAGAAAGUGAUAUUGCGUCUGACAGCGAAUCGUGGCACAAGACUGAGACCAUCACGCAUGAAAUACAAGAGAUAAUGGGUAAACAUUGGGCACCAUUGAGGAACACGGAGUUACCAACGGUAGUGUUGAAUCCAUUUGCCGGUGACAGCAGGGAGGUCAUUAUGCCGCUUAUCCUGCGCGACGAGAAGUAACUUCCAAGAAAAAUAAUGCCAAGAAAAUGUCAUCCAAGGACUAUCCAUUAACAGCCACGACCACUUAUGGAAGGAGAACAUUUUCAGAAGUACAGUUGUAAAGUUAUAUUCUUUAUUUUUCUAUAAGAUUUUUUUUUGUACGCAACGCGGUGAAUACGUAUAAUGAGUUCAUAGUCCAAAAUCUAAUUAACGCAUACUGCCAUCCGUCGGCUAGUUGUUAGAUGUAACUUAUUAAGUAGAGAGGAUGAGAAUAGUCGUACCGUACUAUCGCGCCGUGAUAUUACCAAUUCUUGUAUGGAUGUGAUAUGUAUAUGGAGCUCGCAUUUACAUUGCGCUAUACGUUUGCGAGUUUAACGUGCAUCAAUGUUCCUUCUUUAACGAUCAUGCUUUAUCUUAAACCAUUCCUUCAAGGAAGAUUUAUUCCUUAUAUGCACAAAACUAAUUUGUGGCACAACCAAGGGAGAUAGUUAACGGUGUUAUAGAUCGUGGAUCAUCGAUGUUCGUAAGCUCGAUUACCGAUGUAUAGUACACGAUCAAUCCCCAAUGCUCUAGCGAUAAGCCUACCUCUCGUGUCUUUCUCACGACGAAACGUCCAAAUUGAACGCAAAUUACAAUGUAAUACAAAUUGCAAUGAUUGAGAGGGAGAGAGAGAGAGAGAGAGAGAGAGAGGGAGAGAGAGAGAGAGAAAGAGAGAGAACGAUUUUCUAUAAUCCUUACGACGGAUGGUAGGAAUGACUUAUUUAUGCUGUGAUUUUUCUUCGUUGGAGAAGCUAUGCAGGGAAUCGCGUCUUUAUAUUGACAAUGAUAAUCGUAAACUUAUCAGGUAUAUAUAUCCUCACCGCGAUCUUUACUUUACCGAUCGUUCCUCUCACCCAAAUAUCAUCGAUACCCUGCAAAGAAUAAUAAGUAAAUUUCGUGUAGAUAUAACAAUACCUUGGUGUAUGUGAGAACAAGGUUAAUAUGUAAAAAAAAAAAGAAAAAAGAAAAAGAAAAGAAAAAAAGAAGAAAACGAAAACGUCAAGGUAACGCUAUAUGGAUAGCAUUUUUGACGUCUACCUGUUGCUACAGGGUCAUUAAAGAUAAUAUUUAAUAACCAAGGUAAAUAACUUGGAAAAGGAAGACGAUCAUCUAUGGGAUAGAAGUGAGAGAAAUUCCGUGAAAUAAUUAAACAAGGGAGAGAGGUCCGAUCCCAUGAUCUUCCACAGGAAAACUAAUACGAAAAUUCCAAAAACGUUAUCUGUAAGUAGAAGAGAAAAGCAUCGUUCUUAACGGAUAUUUUUCCAAUCCACUGCAAGAAAAAGAAUGUAGAUAAACAAAGGAGUCAAGCAUUCGCUAAGAGCAUGCUGUGCGACACUACUAAGAAGGGAUAUUUAAAAACAACUCGAUAGAAUUAAACAUACUUUAAACGAGUAUUGCGUAGUUUGUAUUAAAUGCACAGGGGUACAGAGCUGAGAACUCAAAGUAAGAAGUCAAAUGGCGUUCCGAGGUUAUUUUUAAUACCAAAACCAAUCGGACGCAAUUGUAAAAAAAAAGAAGAAGAAAGAAAGAAAAAAGAAAAGAAGAUGAAGAAGAAGAAGAAGAAGAAGAAAAAAGCGAUAAGAAACGUUUAAAUGUGAACGCGCACGCCGGAGUCGGCCAAGUAGUACAUGCAUACAAGAGAUAGCCGAAGAAGAUGAAUCAUGCGGAAUGUUGUACGGCGAUAUGUGUGUUAUAUCAUAUAAACUGUGAUCAACAACCGUUUGUUCUGUACGUACCAUUUUUCUCCAUCAUGCUCUUAGCGAUCGCCGAUAUGCGAAACAUGAGUAUAUCUAACGAAGAUCGAAGGAAGUAACUCUGCUAAUCGUAUAUAUACAUAUAUGUAUAUACAUAUGUAUAUGUAUAUAUAUCUAUAUACUUAUAUAUGUAUAUAUAUAUGUAGGUAUAUCUGUAACUACUAAUCUAUCGAAGUUUAAACGUUUAAUAUUCGGGUGCAGUAAAAAGCACUCGCAUUUCUAUCGUGCGAUUAAUAAUGGUGACGAUUUUGAAUGUUGUUUACAAAGGAACCAUAUAUAAUAACAUGAAGAAUAAGGAGGAAUAACAAAAGAGAAAGAAAAAAAAAGUAGAAGAAAAAGAAAAGAAACCAAAAAACCAACGUAUAUACAGUUAUACUAUUCUGAGAUGCGAUUUACUUUUUUCGAAUCCUUGUAUAAUUAUUAAUGUCGUCGUAUGUACAUCGUAGUCACGUAUUAUACCAUUCUUUUUUUAUAUGUGAUCCUGUACAUACACUUCAUCGAAAUCUUUAAAUGAAAAGAAAAGAAACAAAAAAAAAGGAAAAAAAACAAAACAGAAGUAUUUCCACACUUAUAUGUGAAAGAAAGCCGCAAUAAUGUGCCCCCCCCCCCAAACAUGGUGUACGUAAAGUCAAGAAUAAGAUAUGCAAAAAACAAUGUUGUAAUACGUGUAAUAUAUAUAUAUACAAAUCUACAUAUGUAUGUAUGUAUAUAUGUAUACAAAAAUACACGAAUGCAAAAGGUUCGAUCGAGUGUGAGGCACAAAAAAUGUAUGUAAAAUGAGGGAACGAUAUUCCUUUCGAGCGAACACGUAAAAACGGGAGAGAAAGAGAGAAAAAGAAAGAGAGAGAGAGAGAGAGAGAGAGAGAGAGAGAGAGAGAGAGAACGAUAAGAUGCCGCUAUAAUACAAGAUGAACGGGCCUUAAUAUGUACCUGAGUCGCGAUGUAAGAGUAAUUUUGACGAAACGUUUGACGCGCGACGUUCGCGAUAUAAAAGAAAGAAAGAGAAGAAACAUACACGUACACGUUAAAAGCUAAUCACUAAAUCCUUAGUAGACAUUUUUUGUCGAACCAUUUGGUAAUAACGAAACCAAUCGUUUAUCAAAAAAUGACUAGAGGUUAAGAUAGAAGAAGAUAUGCGUCUGCGACAGCCCUUUCAUUUCGUACUACAUGCGCGUGAACAAUUAAUUGUAUUUACUUUACAUUGAACGAUGUAACACGAGAAAAAGAAAGAGAGAGAGAGAGAGAGAAUGUGUGAGAAAAAGAAAAGAGGAAAGAGAAGGAAGUCUUAACGCGAAAUAAGACUCGUAUAAUAAUCGAAUAACGCGCGCUCGUUAGCCGCCAUUUUAACGCGCGUAAGUCCGCCAUGUUUUUUCUUUUUCCCCUCUUUUUUCUUUACUUAUUUUAGAUUUUCUUUUUGUUUAUUUAUUUCUUUCUUCCUUCCUUUCUUUCUUUCUUUCUUUCUUUCUGUCUUUCUUUCUUUCUUCCUUUUCUUUCUUUUUUCAUUUAACGAUAAUACCUUUGAUCAUUCUUGCAUAAUUUUUCCUUUAGCUUCGAAAUCGCGUGCUUAUAAAUAUUAUUAAAAAAAAGUCAUGCUCGCGUGCGCGCGGUGUUUACGAGACCGUGAAUGAGAGCAAGAGAGCGAGAGAGAGAGAGAGAGAGAAAGAGAGAGAGUACGUGUGUAUGUAAAAGACCAUGCAUGUUGCAUUCGUAUUGCAAAGAAUCUAUCUAUGUGUAUCGCGUGUGAGGGAGAGAGAGAGAGCAGAAACAAGAUAAAAAUUAAAUAGAAAAGUAAAGAUGAAAUGUGAGAAAGAAAAAAAUAAAUCUAGAUGAUAAUGUGUAGCACCAUCUAUGCGCGUUAGAAAGAAAAAAAAAGAAAAAAAAAAUAAGAAGAAAAGAACAAAGAAUGUGCAGCCGCUUAAUAUGGGCACAACGCGAAGGUACACAGCGUGCGUAUAUGUAUUAUUGAUUAUAGAGCGCGACGAUAUACAACAAACAUAAGACUGAACCUGCCGAAAAAGGUGUAUUUAAACAAAAAAUAUGCAUACACAAUCGCGCGCGCGCGCACAUAUUAUACAUGAAAAUUAAGCGAGCUGCACGUUGCAUCACGAUGGACAUCGUACUCAUAAAGGAACACGUACUUCCUAUGUAUAUGCGAAUAGGCGUAAGAAUGAAAAGAAGAGAAAGAGAGAUAGGGAGCAAGAUUUUUCUCGUGAAUCUCUUCUGUGGUUUAUUCUCUUAAAAAUGCUACCAACAGUGUUGGGCCUUUUUUCUUUUCUUAUUACUUUUCUUUUCUUUUUUUCUUUUCUUUUCUUUUUUUUUUUUUAACUUCCGGUUCGCUCGAUGGUGGAAAAAUUUAAUAUAUGUAUAUAUACAUGUACAUAUAUAUACACACACAUAUGUAUGUAUGUAUGUAUGUAUAUAUAUAUAUACACAUGUUAGCGAUUUUAUGAAUAUGUUCGUCGUCGUAUUAAUGCGAAAGAUUAAGCGAAAGGAUAUUAAGAAGCAAUUAAAAUAAGGGUGAUGUGUGUGGUGCGUGUCACGCAAAGACAGCUAGCGUUUAGAGAUACGGAAAAAAGAAAAAAAAAGAACAGGAAGCCUCCAUACACACGUAUUAUGUAUGUAGUAAAACUACACAUACAUGCCCACACACAUGCGCGCACACACAUACAUACACACGCACGUACACACAAACACACUGUAUUCCUCGUUCCGAGGGCUCACUCGAUAAUGGUUCUCUCAUAGCCGAUAAUUAACCUUAAGCAGCCUGCCAAGAAUCAAAAUACAUAAAAUAUGUAAAAUAUCAAACGAACGCUAGCCAGUACAGAAUGCUAUAAGAUCUAUUUUUUAAGACGCGAAUGUAUAUUUUUGUACUAAGGCAGGCCUUAGUGUGCGUGAUCGUAACGAGAAAACAAGAAUAAAGAAGAAACGAAGAAAAAGAAGAAGAAGAAGAAGAAGAAAACAGUCGCGAUAAAAAAGGAAAAAAAAGUAAUUAUAAUAAUAAUAAUUAUAAUAAUUAUAAUAAUAAUACUAAUAAUAAUAAUAACAAAUUCCUCUUGAGCGCGCGCACAAGAACGCCAAGAUGGAGGAGAGCUGUGAUUAAAUCAUGUCGGCUUAAAAUAAGAAAGAGGAAACGUAAUAACGCCAAGAUUUAAACAAAGCGAACAAAGGGGUGGGGGAUGUGCGACGUCAAUUUCAGUAAAUCCUGCUGUUGGAUAUUAUUAUUAUACAUAUAUGUUGUACCGAGUGGGCCAUAAGAAGAAAGAAGAAGAGAGAUUAGAGGAAUCGAAUAAAAUGAAGCGAUAUGAUGAAGAACAAAACAUCUGUGAUAAAACUAAAAAUAAAAGAAACCAAUAUUAAAAUCCUAGAUGGGUGCUCAUUGAUAAGGAAGAAUAAAGAAGGAAGGAAAGACGAAAGAACGAAAAAAGAUACGAAGAAUCUUUAAAAUAUGUAGGUCUAAAGAAAACGAAAACGAAAACGAAGAUGAAUGCACGAAGUAUAUGAUUCCUAGAAGAUGAGGUGUUUUUUGAUCGAGUAUGAUUCCGAUGAGAGAGCAAGGGAAAGAACGAAUGAGGGUAUGAGAGAACGAGAUGACGCUAUACGUGUGAUCGAUUUACUCGUAAAAAGGAAAUGAGAGAUUUAAAAUGACACGAAUAGGAAUGAGGAAAAUGAUAAAAUAUCGACGUGAAAAGAUAUCGAACGUGUCGGUCCAACUCUCCUCAAAGAAAAAUGCCGAUCUAACAAUCCUCGCGAAAAUUCAACGAACGUCCAGUCGUCUAUUCGCGUAUAUACAUAUAUAAUUUUAUCUUUAUAAACGCGUUUAGACGAGAGUGUGCCCAUAGAGAGAGAGAGAGAGAGAGAGAGAGAGAGAGAAAGAGAGAGAGAGAGAGAGGGAGAGGGAGAGAGAGAGAGAGAGAGAGAGAGAGAGAGAGAGAGAGGCAUAUUUAGUUAUGUAGACGAAAACUAUCACGAUAUUGCGCGAUUAAAGGCCAUAACGUACAUACACAAAACACGAUGAACACAAGACAUGCGUACACAAAUUUAAUUUACGUGCAAAAGAGCACACUGACAUUCCAUUCGGAAAAGGAAAUGUGUAGAAACGUGUAAAAAAAGUGAACAUCGAGACUCAAGAUCUCUUUUCUUUUCUUUUUUUUUUCUUUUUUUUUUCUUUCUUUUUUCUUUUUUUUUCCUUUCUUUUUUUUCUUAUCAAUUAACACGUGUAAAUACGUGAAGCACGAUAGAUAGAUGAAGCUCGAUUCAACUAGAAUUCGAGUUAGAGUUUCGAGUAUUAGUAUGUAUUAAAGUUGCGAGCUCUAGUGAACUUUCCAUGUGGAAACAAAAAGAAUAAUGAUUAAUACGCUGGACCAACAACAAUUUGACUGACUUUCAUGUCUUCGCUUUGAGACAAAAAUUUAGGCCGAUCUAUCAUUUCUUUUUGACUUUUGAAUUCAAUUAGAAUCUCGUUGAAGUGACGACGAGCGAAGAGAAAGAGAGUGAGAGAGAAAGAAAGACGAAGAAUAUAUACAAGAAUUAUUUAUUUAAAAAUCGAAAUGGUAAAAAUCGAAAGUAAGUAAUCACGGAAUAGGUAGGUCCAGGGUAUGUACCACGAGCAGUAUUAUAAGUUCCUAACGAAAGAAGAAGGAAACAAAAGAAAGAACUUUGCACUUCGUUUUAGAACAACACUCUAGAUAUUUAAAAUAUAUCGUAGCUUCGUCGAAGUAACACGAAAGAAGAGCGCAUUUUGUUCGACAUAAUAAUCUUUUUUCAUCGAUCGAUUACUUGCUUUCAUAUAUGUGUAUGUAUACACGCGACAUGACACAAAACACACAUACGUAACACGCAAAUACAUACUACCGAUAACGUUAUCGAAAUUUAUAUAAACCAAGUAUGAUCCAUUCCAAUAAAAAAAUAAAGGGCAGCCGAUAAUAAAUCGCGUUCGAGAAAUCGCGUAGAUCGGGCGGGCAAAAACGAAAGGAUUCUUGUUAGAAAAAGAGAAAGAGAAGAAAAAGAAUAUCUUUCAUUCAUCCCCUGGAAUUAUAUAUGUACUAAUAUGUUUAUAUAUAUAUAUAUGUAUAUAUAUAUAUAUAUGUCCUCGUCUGAUGUCCUCGUCUGAUAUACGCAACAGAAAGGGAGAGAGAGAGAGAGAGAGAGAGGGAGGGAGGGAGGGAGGGUAAGAGAGAGAUACACACACACACAUAUAUACACACACACGCAUGAAUAAUUACACGAUCUUAUCGAAAAUCCAACGCUCUCCUCGAUCGAUAAUAAUGCACGUAGGAAGGAAGCUAAGUGUUAACCGUACGUAAGAAAUAAAAGGAUAGAAGCUUGCGGCAAGAGAGAAAUAUACAUAUGCACACACAUAUGUUUUCGUCAUCGCGCAAAUGGAGAAAAAAAAAGAAUUAAAAAAAGAAAAGAAAAGAAAAGAAAAAACUUUACGACGAUCCCAUACCAAUGAUCUUCUUCGAGUUUUUCUACGAGAUCGAGAAAAAUAUUAUGAUAGAGAGCGCAGAUCUAAAUAAAUAAAAAAAAAGAAGAAAGAAAGGAAAAAGAAGUAAAGAAAGACGAAACAAAAAAUUACCGUCGUUCGAAUUUGUCGCGCGUAUCUAUCGUAUUGCGGGAAUAAGUAAUCAAAAUAAAAGGAAAAAUAUAGUUCGUCAUGUUCUACUGUAAAAAUAACUUAAGACGAUCCACCGAAAUUUCAAACUUCCCUUUUCUCGUUCUUCGAAAAUACGAUCUUCGGCUAGUCUUUAAUUUCCGUCGUUCGAUCAUUCUUCGUUUACACAAUGUAUUAUUUCAUCGUAUAUUGCAAUUGUCACAAUGAUAACAAUUUCGAUGCUCGCGAACGGCGGAGUUAUCGAUAAGCACAAAAAUGAAACUAUAUGACCGCAAAAUUAUGCUUCGCAACUUAUAAAAAAAAGAAAGAAAGGAAGAAAGGAAGAGACGAAGAAGAAGAAGAAGAAUAAGAACGAUCUGAAAAGUCUAAUGAAAGAAAGAAACUUGUGAACAUUAAAUUCGCGUGUUUUUUUGCGAACGAGCAAAGCCAUUGUUCUUCUUCGAAGUUUGCGCGCGCGUGUGCAAACGGAUCACAGGUUCAUUCGUAAUCCUCGUGCGUUGCGUUGUAUAUACUUGUCGACGACGACGACGACGACGACGACGAUGAUGAUGAUGAUGAUGAUGAUGAUGAUGAUGAUGAUGAUAAUGAUGACGACGACUACGGUGAUGAUUCGUGAUUGGUAGAGUUUGGUUGGCUCACGAAUUCGAUUAUACAACUCGAAUUUUGUUUCUUUUUUCUUUCCUUUCUUUAAUAGCGUGAUCGAUUUAUAUCUCCUUCGACAAUUAUAUUCGACCAUUUUAACGAGAACAAGACAAGAAAAAAAAGUGAGAGAAAAAGCAAGAAGAAACUUAACGUUGUACAUUAUGAAAUGUACAUUCUUCUAAUUUAUAUUUUAUCAAUUGUAUCAACGCUCUUCGGCACGUAUACCUACUUUGGUGAUCGACUUACUAUUAUUAUUAUUAUUACAAUUGUUAUUGUUGUUAUUAUUAUUAAUUUUUAUGAUUAAUAUUAUAUUAAUUGUUGGCAAGCACAAGUUUAUCUUCACACAGGCUCGCCAACUUUGCGCUGUCGAUACACGAAAAAGGAACGAAGGAACCGUCGUAUUUAACGAUGACUCUCUUUUUUUUUUCUUUUUUUUUUCGUUCGCCAAUACAUAAUAUCUCGCAUCGUUCUUGAAUUCUUUCCGUCGUCGAUGACAAAUCGAUAAAUUGAACGUAUAUGUAUAUAAUAUUAAUAAAAAAAAAAAACAAGAUAUAUAUAUGUAUAUGUAUAUGUAUAUGUAUAUGUGUUUAAACGCACUGAAAAGACGCCUUUCAGUUUCGAUCGUUGAAAAAAAUACAAGAAAAAAAAGAAAAAGAGAAGAUUUCGAUAUGGAAGGCGCCUUUUCGAGAUCGACUCGAAACGUCGAUUCCUUUUCUUUUUCUUAUUUUUUUUUCUUUUUUUUUUUAGAAUAAAACUUGCUGUAUCGUAAAACUAACCUGUAAGGAUAUUUUAAGCGAUGAGAAUUUUGUCGAGAGUUUCCGUGUCGUACGGGUAAUAUAUAAUAUCACCGACCACUCGGCAUAUAACCUCGAGAAUCGUUGUUUUUAAUUCGGAAAGGAACGAAGAUAGCGGACUCGUUUCCUUUCUCAUUGUAAAUCCUAUAAUGUACGUACAUACAUACAUAAAAUACAUACACACGUACAUAUGAGAACGUGCUGAUUUUACAUCGAUUUAAGAUAGACUUAAGGGACUUGGUUGAACUACAAAAAAAAUUGUUUUAUCGUUAAAUGGCCCAAGUAUGAAUGGAUUGUACAUAUGUUAAUAUAUAUAUAUGUAUUAAUAUAUAUAUAUAUAUACAUACAUAUGUGAUUAGGACAUAUAUUUAAUGGAGAGAAGAUAAGAAUAAAUAAAAAUGAUGGAAGAACGUAAAGGAAUGUAAGCGCACGUAUAAUAUAUAUAUAUAUUAUAUAUAUGUAUAUUAUAUAUAUAUAUAUAUAUUAUAUGAACGGUAUUCAGUAAUCGAAAAGAGCGAUUUAUCGAGAUAACUUGAUAAUAAUAGCCUUUAUAUUUGGAUCUAGAUGUUAGAGAAAGAUAUCGCGCAUGGGAGAGACCUCUAUGAUCAGCAAAGUCGAAUGCUUUCCCGAUGACUGUGUAUGUAUGUUCAUGUGUGUGGUGUAUGCGCGCGUAUAUAUAUGUAAAUACAUUAUGUACGGCGACAAUAUCAAUGAUAAUGAUGAAUUUGAUGCCGCCAUAUACACUUACUCGGGAUAUUAUUACACGAAAGUAACGAAACAACUUGUGAUUCACUGCCUUCGAUUUCUAUGCGAAUAAUUUCCUUUUCUUCUUUUUUUUUUUUCUUUCUUCUUUUCAUUCUUUAUCUCUCUUUCUUUUUCUCUUCUAACAUCUUAUCUCAUUGCAUUUUCAAAACGCGUCAGAUAUAUUACAAUCGUACGAAAGUUAUUAAUCGCAUAGCGACGCAUUGCAUCAGAUUCAUCGAAAUCAUGAUUUUUUUUCCGUACGAAUGAUCGAUUACUACUCGUGCGAGCGAUUCUUCCCAAGAAAUGUCGAUAACGUAAAAUGUUAACUGUUGCGUUUGUAAAGAAAGAAACGCUUGAGAGAUCCCUCUAUAUACUUAAAACUUCGACGUACCUUCGAGAGCAAGUUUCGCGAUAUCUCUCUUUAGCCACUGGAUAUAAAUAUAUCUGGACCAUGCUCAGGACUACCUGACAAAAACAAUUUAUAAAGAAUAUAAAUAUCUCGUCGAAGAACGAAAGCAAAACAUAAGACAACAAAAUGUCGUUUUCGUUCUGCUAUUCGCAGGAACGACGCCGCGAGAAGAGAUUAUAUCGUUCUAUGCGCGUAACGUGUUGGUAUAAGAGUGUGUAAGAAAAAAGAUGAGGGGAAAAAAAAAGAAACGACUCUUUUUGGGCAAGAAAAGUCCGUCGGUUCGUGAAUAUUUUAUUUUAAAAAGGAUAUACAUAAAAUAUUUUAUUUCUAUAUUCUUGGUAAUUCUCAUGGAGAUAAUAACCAUAUACGUGCAAUGAAUUUCCUUCGAAAUAAUUGUUAUUUGUAAGAAGAGUAAAAUGAAAAGAGAGUAAAAUCGAUUCCAAUAUUCGUCGCGACAAUUUUGUCACGUUUGUCACGUUAGUUCUUUUUUUUUCGAACUCUGCUGGAUCAAUCGAUGUGUUCGAACCGAUGCCGAAGUUAUCGAGAGAGAAAAAAAAAUCGAUUAGAACAAAUAUUCCAUGCAUUAAUAAUAAAUAUAAUAUGUAUUAUAUACAUCGUAUAUACUACGGCUACCGGUUCGUAACUCUUUUUAUCCCUUGUUCGAUGAUAAAAAAAACAAAUUUUUUUCGAUCGUCUACCGAUGUAAUGAGUUACAUUUUUAUCGCACAAUCGCAGUUCUCUCUUACCGCUCAACAACCUCCGUGCGGUUAAUUAAUUAUCGAUUUUCGUACGGAUUACUUUAUUUAUAGUUUAUCGAAUCUCUCUCUUUCUUUCUUUCUCUCACUCUCUCUCUCUCUCUCUCUCUCUCUCUCUCUCCUUAUGAUCCGGGCUAAUUUCGGACUAUAUAUUCUUUAUUGCGAUAAAGUCCAACUCAUUACCGCGCGGAGGUACGAUCGUAUAUCGGUUUGAGCAAUUACUGACAGUUUACUCAGUUAUCGUAAUUGUGUCCGUCUUUUCAACGCGGUCUAGAUGACCGGCAUAUCUUUAUUUAUUUUUUCUUUCCUUUUUUUUUUAAGAGAAUCAUUAUCUCGCUUACUGCGUGUAAUUAGUAUCCGUUUCCGUUUGGAGAAAAAAAAAAAAAGAGGAAAAAUCUUCUAUGUACGAUGGUCGGUCUAUAAUUUAAAUAUUUAACGCAAUCUCUUCGAAUAAUAGAAAAAUCAAAUGUUUUCUCAAAUGUAUGAAUCAAUUUUUAAAAGUGUAUCAGUCGAUAAAUAAAAUCGUGCAUGGCAUAAA